CAAGUGUGUCUUGCAGUGGGUCCAUUUAAAGUUUAACACCGUAACAUACUCUAUUGCAGCCGACAUGUUUCACGAUGAUUUACUCUCAGACCGCGUCGCUCAGAUGAAUCUGCAGCGGUGUCGCAACAGAGAGACUGAAAGACGGGAACGGAUUUUUAAUGACAAAGUGAGGACGAUCGGGGUUGACAAGGAAGCCUUAAACAUGCAGAUGAAAGAAAGAGAGAAACAAGAAGAGGCAGCAAGAGAGGAACAAAACGCUCAUGAUGCUGGUAUCCUCCAUAAUAGCAAAGUAGCCUGCCUCCUCCAUAGCAGAGAAGUAAAGGAGAGGCGUGCGAUGGAAAAGGCCAUUGUCGACUACCAACGUCGGGACCAGCGGGAGUUUGACCCGAAAGCCCCAGACCGCUGUGGGAAAGCAGACCCAGGUGACACACAGAUGACACUCCCUGGCCUGGUGGGCGAGGAUCCCGACAGUGAGAGCCGGCGGCGGAGGCAGAAGGAGCAGCUCAGAGAGUGGCUCAUUCAGCAGCAAAGUGAGCGAGCAGCAGAGAGGCAUCAACGAGAGCUGGAGGAGCAGCGCUAUGACCAAAGCAGAGAAGACAUGGACAACACAGCUCUGCAGCUUCAGAGCCUUGAGGUGGAGAGGAGAAAAGCAGCAGCUAUGGCCACUAAAGAGUACAAUCUGGCCAAGAUCGAAGAGAAGCGUUGCCAGCGAGGGGAUCGUAAUGACGAGGGCAAUCAAACGGGUACCGGGAACCAUCUGCGAGGACAGCUGACGGGUGUAGGUGCCGAACCCACCUCGGGCAUGGUGGGAGUGCCUGGUAGUUGUCCCAGCAGUGAUAGGAGAGCACCUCGAGAGAGCCUGCAGCAGAUCAUCCAGUUCCAGAAAUAUCAGAUAGAGGAGAAAAAGAGGGCAGACCUGGAGAAAAAGCAAGACGAGGAGCAACACGAUCGUGUCCGUUUGGACUCGGCUCGGACAGCUCUGUUCAUGGAGAGGCAGCAGGCAAAACUGAACAAGCAGCUGAGACGACAAGUGGACAGCACCAAUGUCAAGCUGGCAGAGACACACAAACAACAGAAACCGGACAUUAAAAGAGGAAGCAUUGACGACAGCUUCUUCUCCAAAUUCAACACCUGCAGCAGAUGAUGGAUGACUGGCUCAUCACAGUACCGAUAAUGGUGGAACGUGAGAAGAACACGGAAUGAACUACGCAAACCGUAAAUCAACAGUUGUUUUUAAUUAUGUCAAAGUUCAUUUCAGUGGUUGACAACAUUUGAAUAUGUCUGGAUGAUGACAGUUGUUCAUAUAUAAAAUAUAGUCUAAAACACACAUGAUACACUUUUUUUUUAGUUUCUUAGGGAUUUUUAUUUUCAUAGAUUAUAUAAAAUGUGCCUACAUGAGCAAAUGGUCAUCUAUGACCUUUUAUAUAUCUACAACAACUAAAAAUCUAAUUACAUUCAUGGAAACAACUUUAAAACUAAGUAAAGAUUAUACUGUGUCUUUCAAAGCCCACAGGAUACAACCACCAUUGUAACAAGCUAAGUAUUACACUCUUACAAAGCACAGGCAAACCACAAACACACUACCAAGAGAAACCAACCAAUAUUUAGCACCUCAACCACUGAGCAGUGCUGCCUGGCACUGUUACAAACAUAUGCAAACCUGAGUCUUAAAGUGCAAUUACAUUUAAAAAAACAAAACGUAAUAAUACUAGACAUAACAAGAUGCCUUUGGGUUGAAGCUAUUUCAUAUGUGUAGUUCAAGUAAUCCCCCUAAAUGUAGCUCAGGGCUGUUUCACACUGGCCAGUUGAUUUACUGGAUACAGCCGACCUCCACGUUGUGGCAGCGUGGAAUAGUCCUUUUUCAAAUGUAGAAGGAAAAGCACAGGUGUUACUAAUAACAUUAAGAAUGGCUCUGUUCUAUGACAUUCGGUCAUUAUUUAUUUCCUUAUUUAUCCCGGUGCUUUACCGACUGUGUUAUGCCAAAUUUUCUUUUGCAAGAAAGGACAAUAUCUGACCCCAAACAAGCUUUGUUGUCCCAUAUUUGUUGCUUCCAAAAAUCUGCUUCCCUGUGGAGCACUGCUUUCCACAUUACCAUUCAUAAUUGACCUGUGCUACAAGCUUUCUCAAAGGCAGCAUGAAGGCAUUUGAAGAUUGCUCGACAGACAAAAAAACAAAAAAAACAAACAGUUUCUUUCUAAAAAGCAUUUUCGUAGACAAACUUAUCCCAUCUUCUUUGCCACAGAGCCAGGGCUUUCUCCUGUUGCUUCGAAGUCAAAGAACUAUACCUGAAGGACAGACGAUGGAGAUGUCAGUGAGCGGUCUGCUGAGGCAUGCGAGGCCCUCACGCACAAUUCAAUUGUAAUUUGUAAAUCACCUCACCUGAUAGAGUUCAUAGCCAGCUCUUUGAGGGAGCCCAAAUGGGAUCUAAUCCCACCAAAGCCCACAAACGCUUCGUAGAAGUCAUAAGAGAGUCCGGAGGCGCGGAACAUGGCAGGGUCGUCGGAACUGAUGACCACUGGGUGGUUUUCUGACAUCAGUGCAGCUGCCGGGUGGUUUCGCAUAUCAUUUACUAGCUUCAACACCUGAACGAGGAAAGGAAAGGAGAUAUUUGUUUAAAAGAUGCACGAUAAAUUAAAUGACAGCCUUGUUGGGUUGAUAGUAUUUGAUGUAUUACACUAGUAAGUAUUUUUGGUGUACAGUAUGGUGUACAAGAUGACAGACCUGGUUGGAGAUGGGGCACACUUCCACAGCCAC
Messenger RNA from Anarrhichthys ocellatus (wolf-eel), 2754 nucleotides. It is a transcript of the gene ribc2, whose product is annotated as RIB43A domain with coiled-coils 2. Bases 65 to 1144 code for a protein of 359 amino acids. NCBI's taxonomy places the organism in Eukaryota, Metazoa, Chordata, Actinopteri, Perciformes, Anarhichadidae. The record is from RefSeq and is a predicted model, not a curated record. The transcript has 7 exons.